This is a messenger RNA of Helianthus annuus (common sunflower), 1372 nucleotides long. RefSeq names its product probable tetraacyldisaccharide 4'-kinase, mitochondrial. Gene Ontology annotation, biological process: lipid A biosynthetic process. The transcript is spliced from 8 exons. NCBI's taxonomy places the organism in Eukaryota, Viridiplantae, Streptophyta, Magnoliopsida, Asterales, Asteraceae. Gene Ontology annotation, molecular function: lipid-A 4'-kinase activity; ATP binding. Bases 184 to 1353 code for a protein of 389 amino acids. The record is from RefSeq and is a predicted model, not a curated record.
UCAGUACUAUACCGGUAUUUUUUUAUACCAGUACCAAAAUGCUCAUCUCUAAUUUCAGUAUUAUUUCGCAAUAGGUAUCGGUUUGGUUUCGGUAUGGUACAAUUUUAUCCCUAGAAGAAAAAGAACAUUGCAACAGGCUUAAACCCUCCCUCUUCAACAUUCAAAAUUGAACCAGAAGCAUCAAUGGAGAAACUACGAAGAAUCGUAAACCAAAUAGCAUACGCCCCCAAAUCUCAAGCACUCUCCACUCUCUCUCCUCUUCAUCUCUCUCUCAUCCCUCUCCUCUUCCUAUCAUCAUCUCUCUACAAAACCCUCAUCUCCUUCCGUCACACUCUCUACCACUUCAAAUUCCUCCGUAAACACAGGUUACCGGUGCCGGUGAUCAGCGUCGGAAAUUUGACGUGGGGUGGUAAUGGGAAGACUCCGAUGGUUGAGUUUGUUGCAAAUUGGUUUGUUAAUGAUGUUGGGGUUUCACCUCUUAUUCUAACCAGGGGUUAUGGUGGUGCUGAUGAAGCUAAAAUGCUUCAAAGGCAUUUCAAUGGGACGCCUGUGAAGAUUGGUGUGGGUGCUAAUCGAGCAGCUAUCGCUGCUUCUUUUUUUCAAAGACAUGGUUUUAUUAAUCCACUUGAUAUUGCGUGUCUUGAGGUGGUACCGAAAACCCAAGUUGUUUCUGAUAAAAUCGGAGUCGCAAUUCUUGAUGAUGGGAUGCAGCAUAUAAGCAUGGCACGUGAUCUGGAAAUUGUAAUGGUGAAUGCAUUAUCUCCUUGGGGAAACCAGCAUUUACUACCCUAUGGACCAUUACGGGAACCUUUGACUUCUUUUAACCGUGCUGAUGCUGCUGUAAUCCAUCAUGCUGACAUGGUACCGGAUGAGUGUCUUUCUGAAAUGAAAUCAAAGAUUCUUGACGUGAAUCGGAAUCUUCCUAUAUAUCUAUCUGCAAUGACUCCCUCACACUUCUUUAAGGCACCAAAUACCUCAUGCCAAUUACAUUUAGGAGUUAUAUUUGAAAAGGCUGUUUUAUGUGUUUCUGCAAUUGGUUCUCCUAAUUCAUUUGUGCAGAAGAUUGAGAAGAUGGGCCCAUUAUAUGUUGAUCGACUAGACUAUAGUGACCAUCAUCAGUUUCAAGACAAGGACAUCAAGAUGAUCAAAGCAAGACUUGAGAAUCUCAAGAACAAGUUUGGUUCCGAACCCACCGUUGUCGUGACAGAAAAGGAUUAUGAUCGAGAUAGCAAGAUUCUAGGAGGGUUGGAUCCUUUUGAAGUUUUGGUGUUAUGUUGUAAACUGCAGAUUUUGAAUCAUAAUGGUUGUUCACAAGAUAGCUUCAAGAAGCUAUUGACUCUGUCCUUGAGUUGAUAUUUAUUACAUUGUGACA